This is a messenger RNA of Alosa sapidissima (American shad), 3206 nucleotides long. It is a transcript of the gene il17rd, whose product is annotated as interleukin 17 receptor D. The coding region runs from base 25 to 2295 and encodes 756 amino acids. NCBI's taxonomy places the organism in Eukaryota, Metazoa, Chordata, Actinopteri, Clupeiformes, Clupeidae. The transcript has 13 exons. Gene Ontology annotation, molecular function: interleukin-17 receptor activity. The record is from RefSeq and is a predicted model, not a curated record.
GUCGGGUUCCAUGGACUAGAAGGGAUGGCAACGCGAGCAAGACUUGUAGGCUUUCUCUCAAUAUUGUGUCUUUUGAAAACAAGUAAUGGUUCCGCAACUGGAAGGCGAGGAUAUGUAGACAAAUGUUCUGUGAAGCAGGGGUUCCUAUCAAAUUCAGAUGAGAGUGGAAGGAAGUUGGGUGUCACGUUCCGGAAUGACAAUUGCUCCUUAAACUGGAACCCUGUGGGGAAGCAUGCCAUCCAUGAGGUCAGCAAUGUCACCUUCAGCCAUUUGUCCUGUGACAACCAGGCAGCAGUGGUGGUCCACUGGAUGGCCAGUCCUCUUGGAAUUGAACAUGUGAAAGGCUUUCGGGUGUAUCUAGAAGACAAGAACCCAGAGGGAAAGCAGUGUCAACACAUGAUCCUGAAAGAGCCCCGUCAGCUGAAUUUCUCCUAUAAAAAUGUAAGAAUGAGUUCACAGCCAUUUGUUGGUCUUGCCUUUGAGGCAGACUACAUGGUGAGAAUUGUUCCUUUCCCCACAUUUAUGAAUGACAGCUGCUGUCCUCCUUCAUUCCUGCGCACUAACAGCUGUGAGGUGCUCCUCGGCCCAGACAACCUUGUAUGCAAACCAUUCUGGAAGCCGAAGAUGCUCAACAUCUCCCAAAUAGGCUCCAAUUUGCAUGUGGUGUUUGACCAUGCUCCUUCUACCUUUGGUUUUGCCAUCUACAACUUGUACUACAAGCUGAGGCAAGAGGGGCCUUUCCGACUGAAACGCUGCAAGCCGGAAUCCAACCUACCCAAGACAACAUGUAUACUGCAGGAUGUGACUCCAGGAACUUAUGCAAUAGAGCUGCGAGAUGACAAUAACACCACCCGGAGACAAACCCAGUACCAUGUCAGCCAAGUCCACUCUCCCUGGGCCGGUCCCAUUCGAGCCAUGGCCAUCACUGUCCCACUAGUCAUCAUGUCUGCUUUUGCCACUCUCUUCACUGUCAUGUGCCGAAAGAAGCAACAAGAGAACAUUUACUCUCAUCUGGAUGAGGAGAGCUCAGAGUCAUCCUUGCACACCACUGUCCUCAGCACGGAUCGGCCUUGGCCUCGGCCCAAAGUCUUCAUAUGCUACUCGAGCAAAGACUGCCCCAAACAUACGGCGGUCAUCCAGUGCUUUGCCUUCUUCCUACAGGACUUCUGUGGUUGUGAGGUGGUACUGGACCUUUGGGAACACCUGCAGAUCUGUAAAGAGGGUCAAAUGUCCUGGCUGAGCCGCCGAGUGGACGAGGCCCACUUCAUCAUCAUCGUUGGCUCCAAAGGUCUUAAAUAUUUUGUGGAAAGGCGCCACAGGCGGGGAAAAGGACCUGCAAAGGAUCGAAACCGAGAUCGAGUCAAAGACCGCGCCGUUCCUAGCACCUCCGAGCUAAGUAGCCGGGACACCUUUGCGGUGGCUGUGGCCAUGAUCGCAGAGAAGGUGCGCGCGGCUCACCACACCGCAGCAGAGCUCUCGCGCUUCAUGGCCGUCUACUUUGACUACUCCCAUGAGCGUGACGUGCCCACGUGCUUGGCCCCGGUGCCUCGCUUCAAGCUGAUGGACCAGCUGCCCCAGCUGUUUGCCAGGCUCCACUCGCGCCAGCUAAGCCUCCCUGAGCGUGAGCCGCAGCCGCCCAACGUCAGCAAGCGAAACUACUUCCGCUCCAAAUCUGGCCGCUCGCUCUACGUAGCCAUCUGUAAUAUGCAUCAGCACAUUGCCCAGGAGCCUGAUUGGUUUGAGCAGCAGCUGGCUCCCCCUCCAGCCCCACCCGUCCCAGGUCCCAAACGUGGAGCUGCUUGUGCCUCCGCCCCUGCGGAAGCCUCCAUGGAGACGUGUGACUCGGGCGUGGUCUUGAACGAGGUGGUGCUGAAGCGGCCGUCAGAAAGUGACUGUCCCGUACAGACCAGUGUCUUCCCACCGGCGUCUCUUAGCCUGGCUGCUGGCUCACUCCCUGGCCUCUCCUGCAACGCUGUGGACUGUCCAGUAGAUGGCGACGGCCCCUCUCCCUCGCAAGAGGGCUCGUCCAGCCCCCCCGAAAUGCCACGGGACUCUGGGAUCUAUGACUCAUCUGUUCCGUCAUCAGAGCUGUCCAUCCCACUGAUGGAGGGGCUCUCCCCUGACCAGGCUGAUAACUCAUCACUGGCCGACAGUGUGUCCUCUUCCUCUGGUUUAGGAGAUGAGGAGAUAUCUGCGGUCAGCCCAGUGAACUGCACUCUGCCCACCAUUUGCAAAGUGGAGCUACAUCACAAUCUAGAGCCCAGUAAAGGACUGACUGCUGCUGCAACAUCUUAGCACUGCCUUUGGUAAUGUGCAGGGACACUUUAUCACUCCAGCCUGCCCACCCCAUCACUCUCACUGUGGAGCACAGCAGCCCCUCUCAGACACAGGGAUCUGUGGGGAAUUGGAAAUGGACCGAGUGCUGUAGAACCAGAUCAGGAAGGGCAGAGUGUUGUAGAACCAGAUCAGGAAGGGUCGAGCGCUGUAGAACCAGACCAGCAAUGUAUCUGCCGUAACCAUAGCAGCCCUCUCACCCAACCUCUCAGUGUCCCAUGCAUCAAGAGAUGGAACACAGUCACUACUUGGCAUCCAGCACAGCACUAGCAUCAACCCUGGAAAAGACAAAAUGGACAGUGGUGAUCAUUUUGUCAUUUGGUUUUGACUGUUGGAACGAGUUCAUGGUUUUUUUUUUUUUUUAUUUAUUGUGUUUGUCAUUUUUAUACUACAGUUAAGAGAACUAAAUGUCAUGAACGUUAAACAUGAAACGUCAAAGUGUUGUGUAGCACUUUUGAAGAGUAACAUUUAGAUGAUGGACAAUUCAGUGAAACCAUCCGUCUUCAUCCAUUUUACUUGGCCUGUUUCAGUUGUAAAGGUUGAAUCAAACAGAAAACACUGACUUUUUCAAGAUUGCCAUUAACCAGUGAUUGAUCAGUGUGAUAUUUUGAAUUGACCUUCUUUGAUUUGCCAUGUUUUACUGUGUAAAAUAUUAUCUUUGGAGUUACAUAAGUUUACAUAUAUGCCAUUUUCAGCUCUGUAAGAAACAACAGCUAGACAACUAGUAGAACUUUUUCAUUUGUUAAGUUACUCUUGUGAACUUUGCUCCACUCAAGUAUCAUGAAGCUUAGAUUAGAGAUGAUUUCUAAAUUACUGUACUGUUUUAUAGUACUGUCAUGUAGGAAGUCUUGAAUAAAUUUUCUUCAGUGUUA